Molecule: messenger RNA, 3420 nt
Organism: Pseudoliparis swirei
Lineage: Eukaryota; Metazoa; Chordata; Actinopteri; Perciformes; Liparidae
Product: G-protein coupled receptor 61-like
Exons: 2
Coding region: 270-1688 (472 amino acids)
Biological process (GO): G protein-coupled receptor signaling pathway
Cellular component (GO): signaling receptor complex; endosome; plasma membrane
Molecular function (GO): G protein-coupled receptor activity
Source: RefSeq, a predicted model, not a curated record
GCUACACCAGGUUUCCAUCCUCAGAGACCAAAAGCAGCAGACAGCUUGCAUCGGGAAAUACUCUGAUUCAGGGUGGUUGUGACUGCAGACAUGAAGACUUUCUAAAUGGACAGGAAUCAUAACAUCUGAACUUCCUGCAGCAGCAUCCUCCGGACAACAGCUUUUGACCUCAUUUUCUAGCCGCUGUUUUCUGGCCGUCCUUCCUGGCUUUGAAGGAUGGGUGAUGGGCCUGUGACUGCUCCUGCCUGCCUGCUUCAUCCCAUCCUUCAAUGGAACCGAUGUGGAAUUCCUCCCGGCCACCUCCACAGCUCAUCUCCAACAUGUCGGCCUCCUUUCUGCCUGAGGGCUGGGCUCUGUCCCAGUCGCUAGCCCUGCUGGCCAUGCUGCUCAUGGAUCUGCUGGCUGUGGUAGGUAAUGUGGCUGUCAUGGCGGUCAUUGCAAAGGCCCCACAGCUCCACAAGUUUGCCUUUGUGUUCCACCUGUGCGUGGUGGACCUGCUGGCAGCCCUGGUGCUGAUGCCCCUUGGCAUGCUCUCAAGCCGAGCCUUCUUCGGGGAGGCCCUGUGCCGGAGCUACCUCUUUCUCAGUGUGUGCCUGGUUAGCGCUGCCAUCCUCUCUAUCUCCGUCAUCAAUGUUGAGCGUUAUUACUACAUCAUACACCCGAUGCGCUAUGAAGUAAAAAUGACUGUUGGCCUGGUAGCGUCAGUGCUGGUGGGGAUCUGGGUCAAUGCCCUGGCCAUGUCUGCUCUGCCGCUGCUCGCUUGGUUCCUGCAAGGUGGAAGAACUCCUCUUCUUGACAGUAGUGGGGUUGUGGGAGGAGGAGGACGAGGAGGAGGAGGAGGGGCAGUCCCAUCUCCACCUGCUCAAGGUCACAGGCGCUGCUCAAUACAUUGGACAGGAGGAGGCUCAAACCGCUUGGCCUUCAUGGCCCUGUUUACUUUAGUGUAUUUCCUGUGUCCACUCCUGGUCAUUCUUGUUGUGUACUGCAAUAUGUUCAAAGUGGCUCGGGUAGCAGCCAUGCACCACGGGCCUCUGCCUACCUGGAUGGACACGCCUCGACGGCAGCGGUCAGAAUCACUUAGCAGCCGAUCCACGAUGGUCACCAGCUCUGGCACAGGGACCGGGACGGACAGAGCCACUCCGCAGCGUCCCUUUGGGGGAGGAAAGGCUGCAGCGGUGUUGGCAGCAGUCGGUGGGCAAUUCCUUUGUUGCUGGCUGCCCUACUUUACUUUCCACCUGUAUUCAGCACUGUCUGCCAGCCCUCCAGCCACACUAGCGUCUCUGGAGGAGGUCGUCACCUGGAUUGGUUACUUCUGCUUCACCUCCAAUCCCUUCUUCUAUGGCUGUCUCAACAGACAGAUCCGGGAGGAGCUGGGCAAGCAUCUGCCUUGUCUGUUUCGUCGAGCAGGAUUUGAGAUGGAGGACAGACUACCUAGUCGUGAAGGAUCCAUAGAGGAGAAUUUCCUCCAGUUUCUUCAGGGCACCGGCUGCAACAUGGAUCCUCAAACCUCUCACAGCACCUCCAGCCCGAAAGGGGAGGCGUGCUGCCCAGUGGCACAGCCCCAACCACCCGAGCCAGCACAGUCCGUACCGAUAGAUUUCCGUAUCCCUGGACAGAUUGCAGAAGAGACAUCAGAGUUUAUUGAGUCUGAGCAGGCAAAGAACCUCCACAUAUAUACAGAAAAUUAAGUUUUUUAAUAAGAUUAAUUUUCAUCACUCAGAUAUGAACUGUUUUAGGAAUUAUUUCUGUGACAACGUGUUUCUCUAUUUUUAAACCGAUCCAACAGGUAGCUCAGUUAAUUGAAACAACUUUACAUUUUAUUUUGAAUCAUUGCACUUUGCCUCGUCAGUUUCAUUGUUUAACAGUCACAAUGAUACUAUUAAAUGCAGUCGUUUGAGAUGUGUUUGAAACUGUUGUUUGUGAACAGGGAAAUUACUGCUACAUAAAAAUGGCAACAAUGGCCUUCCACACAACCACUCAGCUCGGUACAGUAAACCACUUUUAUGACGACUAUUGGUGUAACUAGUUAAAGCCUUUUUUAAAAUAUAAAAAUAACAUUCAUUACAUAUUUGAUUCAAUGAAGGUAACCGAAUUAAUGUUUUAAGAAAAUUCCUUUUUUAUCAGAAAAUUAGGGAACGAUUACUGAAAUGAAUGAUAUGAUUGUGCGGUGAAGCCUUUGGUAUUCAGACAUGAAGACGAAACGGUUCCACAAAACCAACUGAUACUGUAUUUGUAACUGCCAAAUCAAUCAUGUUUGAGUCUCCAGGAAGUAGAUUUUUCUAUGAAGUAAUAUUGAAGAAAACAGCAAUAAAAUACACAAGAUUAUGAGUAUUUGAGGGAUUAAUUGAGGGAAAAGCACUUCUGUCACUUUUGAUUGGUAGCCGUGCUUUAGAGAUAAUGUCACUCUUAACCCUUAUGCCAAUCUGAUCAUAAUCGAUUAGCAGACGUCCAUAUUGUGGCCUCACUCUCAUGGAAUUGCUACCAGUUGUUCACAGGUAACCAUUUUUUCUCUCUCCUUUCUUUGGUGCUUUGUCCAAACACAUCUUUUUGUUGUUGAUUUCUGAUAAAGUAGAUCUCUACCCAGUUUAGGAUGCCGGUUGAUUUGACUCAUUUUAAGGGUCACCCAGCUUUCUGCCAUGUGAUGUAUUCAUCAGUGUAUUUGGAUACAGAUCUUAAAGAUCUAUAUUCUCUUGAUGCACUGCGCUACGAUCAAAUAUUAUUCUAGUUCUUACAUAUGUUAAAUGUACAAAAUUGUAUGUUAUAUUUAGUAAAAUUGUAAAAGUUUGAGUUGUGUGUAUCACUCAGCAUGCUGUUUUUUGAGUCUAUGUAUUUGUUAUAAAUUUCAUCACAAUGAGGCUGAUGUAUUUUGAUAGGUAUGCAACCCUUUUCUUUUUUUGUGGAGAUUUUUUAUCCUGGAAGUAGAAUCAUUUAGAUUUAGUUUGACUCCUCUGCUCAUCAGGGUUUUUACGGUACCUCACAUGCAGGAAAAAUAAAUGUUAUUUUAUAGUCCUGCACAGUUCCAAGUGAAGUUUUUGAUGAUGAGAUGAAGUUGUAUUUUAUAGCAAACUGUAAGAGAUAAAUACGAGAAACUACAUGUGGAAAUGUUUGAUUCAAAUGACUUUCUUAUGUAAUAUGGAUACAGGGUUUUAAAGAUAUUUUUGGAGUGACGAUGCAAUCCAAAAUGUAAAACUUGUCGCGCUUAAUAUCCUCAUUUUCAUCACAUCUAAAUAUCACAAACUGUAAAUGAUGUUGUACGUUUGUGUUAAGAUUUUCACUUGUUCAAAGAUAGUUUUUUUAUGCUGUGAUAACAAAAUAAAGAAUGACUUCCACUGUACUGCAAUGAUAUGAAUGGGUUUUUAGAAAAGUACACGGCUAAACUUUGAGUGAGAGAUACUGUUGUAAUAAAGAGUUUCUAUGUUG